AUGCGUUCAAAGUGGAUGGGCAGCAGAGCGGAAAGGUCUGCUUUCACGUUCAGUGUCGAGCUUUCGCUUCAACGUACGUUCAUGGCCCGAACCACCUUCCCAACUUUCAGUCCACGAUCGCACGUUCUUCCGGGCCAAUACUCGACCUCAGCGGAAGUCUUUAGUGGCGCAGAAGAAAGGGUUCCUGGGGGUUGA
Laccaria bicolor S238N-H82 is the source of this 195-nucleotide messenger RNA. RefSeq lists its product as uncharacterized. The transcript has 2 exons. Lineage: Eukaryota; Fungi; Basidiomycota; Agaricomycetes; Agaricales; Hydnangiaceae. The record is from RefSeq and is a predicted model, not a curated record. Bases 1 to 195 code for a protein of 64 amino acids.